GUCUGUUUUUCCGCCAUGUUGGCUUAUAAGUGAGUUCCUUUACCUCGUGCAAAAGAGAGUCUUUUAACUGGUAAUUGGGACGUUUAUAAAGAAUAUAACCAGUGUCGAUGAACGGUAUUAAAGAUACAUGAACGAGAUCGACGUUGAUGAAACAACAAGGCUGAUGUCGGACGAACCGCAGCCCCAAAAUUAUGACGAGGAAGGCUCCUCUCGUGCCCGCCGUCAUCGCCGUCAACGAGAAACUGAGCAAAAUACAUACACAGUAAGUCUCUAAGGUGCAAAACCAGCUAAAUUACUUAAUAAAUUUUUUCAGGCUUUAUUGGUGUAUUUUGGAGGUUAAAUCUGUUAGUAAACUGGUGCGUAGUUACGUUCAUGCCUAUUUUGAAACAUAUCAGAAAGACGCGAGCUUUUCAUUUCCGUUGGAUACCGGUAAAAUUAAAUGCUGGAGUGUCUAGUCAAGAUGAAAGGACUUUUUUCCUGUUGUAAACGUGCUGUAGGUUUCAAUGCUUAAGUGCCUUACGCCUUCAUUUAUAGUCUUUGUCUCUGAUCAUGUCAGCAAGUUGUCUCAGUGAAUGUAAAGUUGAAAGACUGACUCAGAGAUUUAUAUCCAGGCAUUUUUUUCCGUUUGCUAACCUCUCAUCAUUUAACUACUCCUCUGGCCCUACAAAUGGUUUUAUCCCCACCCCAUCCAGUCAGCUCGCUCUUGGGAUCUGUACUGAGAGUGUAUGUUUCAAGAAAGGUGUCAGUCUUAUAAAAUGAGGUGCCUAUUAAGUUUACACCGAAGUUACCUGCUUGUCAUCUUACUGGAAGUCAUCUUGCCUAAUAUUUAUUUAAUUAAGCUGUGACCUAUGUGACUUAUGCAGUCAGUCUUUCUAUCAUUACUCCUUUUUUGUCUAAAAUAACACCAAAUACAUAUUUUUAUCAUAUUAUGUUUGAAAGUGUCAAUAAGGAGGUGCACAAUGUGCAAGCCAGUGAGCCAGCAAGGCAUGCAAGGCAGACGUACGAGGCAUCUGAAAACAUGCAAGGCACUUAGAAACAUGUGAGGCAAAAACAAUUCAUUAAAAUAAAAGAAUUGGACAGGUUUACACAACUCGUACAGUUCGUAAAGAAUUCUUUGUUGACACACCUUUAUUUGUUCUCAUUAAAAGGUCAUUGAAGGAUUUUCCCUUGCAAAAUCAUAUAAAGGGAGGUUUCUCACUAAAUUUCUUGUUAAUGUUUUUGGUUCGGCGUGAGGUGCCAUUUCCCCAUCAUUAUAAUAAUUUUAUAAUCUUUUAGGUGCAGAUUUUUUCCUCUGUUGGAGGGCUGUUGGCAAAUCGUAACCUCAGAGUGGUACUUUCUCACAGCUGGAUAGCCUCUGUUCUUUAGGCUAGAUUCAAAAUUUCGAACCUUAUUUUUCCUCAGAAGGAAUUUUUUUAUCAUAAGUCCUAGCGUUUUUUUCCUUUGAUAAAGCCUAUCUUUACGGGUUGACAGAGUAGUGACACGAGUUUGUGUACAGUGAAAGGUAUCUCUGAGUUGUUAUGUGUUUACACGUCCAGGAUAGGAGACGUCUGCACGCAGGCUUUUAACACACAAAUGUCAUAAUAGACUCUAUCCUGACUCUAUAAAAAUCUCUGUAAUCCAAUGCGCAAAUUUUGCCUCUCGUACAAACCUCUCUAUUUCAUCUAGACUGGGGAACACAUCGUUAAAAAUACCUUUCCAAAAAAGCAGUUUGGUGAGGAUCUGCUUUAGGAUUUGGUUCUACUUGUGGCUCGCAAGUCUGCUCACAUGGCUCGCACAUUGUACACACUUUGUAAAUAAACUCUGUGAUCAGGCAACAUAGCUUCAGGCAAGAUGAUGUUUUUCCAACUUGACCAGUUGCUGUAAGUUAGGAAAGAGUUGACUGUGGGGGGGGGGGGGGGGGGGGUAGAAAAAGAGCAGCCGCUUUUGAAGCGCGGGGUGUGCGGAAGGUAUUUCUGUUUAUUCUGGUGUGAGGGACAAAGGGGAUAUGCAAUUGAAGCACAAGUAUGUGGCAACACGCUCCCAGCUGUGCGCAAUUGUUUAGUACAUGUUAAAAUAAUUCCUUCAGGCAGGAGAAUAGACUUUAAGGAAAGUGUUUUUUUUUCCAGUGGGGUGGUGGUUUUAGUAGGGAAAAGUGGUGGGGGGGGGGGGGGGGGGGGGGGUAGUGUGUAUAAUUGACCCAGCCUUUGAAAGUGCAGUAUUGUGUAAGUCUCAUUCUUGUCCUCUUAGGAUGAUAGACAAGAGGAAUUUGAUGAUGAAGAUAAUGAAAGGAUGGGCAGAGAACGGGAGAGGAGCCCUAGGCAGCUAAGAGUACGAGAUGAGUCACCUCAUGACAGUGAGAUGGAUGAGGAGGAAAUGCUCAAAUAUGGGGCUAAAAGUGUCAUGAUGCUGAUCAUUCCUGUAUCAAUGUGUAUGUUAGUUGUGGUGGCAACCAUAGCAUCAGUUACAUACUACACUCGCAAGGGAGGAACGUACCUGUAAGUCUGUCAUUCCAUGAAGAGAGUAUAAUAAUUAUUGACUUAUGGAGAGUUUUCAAAUACUGAGACUGGAAGGUUGUUCACGUUUCCAUACCAAGAGACAAUUUCAUUGGUCAGUGUAGUAAAAUUUCACAGGUGUAAUUUAGCAUUGCAGCUAUUGCUUUCAGAUUCUCAACCGAUAGCUCUAAUAGUAAAUGACAAUUGUAAAAGUUUUAUCAUAUCGACCCAGGAUACUGGUAACCUCAUGCAAUAUUAUAGACAAGUUUGUGUUGUGGAUCAUUGAAUAAUUCUUUUUCACCUGGUCACAGAGACUGUUACAUGCAACCUCCCCCUAGAUAAUUGUUAGCAGCCAAUCAGCAAAACAUCCAUAUUCUGGAUAUUUUCAUACAUGUAUUACAGGAUAGUUUUUGGUUUGGCACCAUCAUAUGGCUGUAACAAUUGUCUAGAGGCAUUUUACGUGGGUCAUUAUCAGGGAUGUACAGUGUAGCUAAGGAAGAGAUGAGCAGGCUUUUUUGUUAGUCAAUUCUGCUUUUUUCUGAACUGCACCUUCAAAAUUUCGGCAUGUCCAGAGCAAUUUGAGCUGGUGAUGAGCUCUUUUUCAGCCGGUGAAAUUAGCUGGAACCCGGUUCUUAGCAACAUCCCUGCAUAAAGAGAUUUGACCCAAACUGCAUACCGAGCAUAAAAAGACACUGGCAUCCAGUGUACCAGGAUAUAACUUAACUUAGUGUGUGUUGUGAAUCACUAGGUAAGUGGUUACAGAUUGUCUCCUGUUUCAGAAGUGGAGAAUAUGUUCAGCCCUAUGAUUUUUUUUAACCAAAUAUUCUAUAUAUCUUUUCCAAGGGAACUGAAGUGAAUGUUAGAAAAAUAACCUUCUUUCGCUGCAGAUAAUUUUGCUUUAAUUUUCUUAUUAAAUCAUUGUUACUCUUUUCUGUUUUAUUUAGUGUUUACACUCCAUUUCAUGAAGAAGGGAAUAUAAGUCAGGCAAGGAAGGCUGGAGAAGCAAUUGCCAAUGCCUUUAUAGUGAUUGGUGUUGUCUUGGUGUUAACAAUCAUCCUUGUUGUGUUGUACAAGUUUAGGUGCUAUUGUGUGAGUAUCUAGAGCUACAUUUAUUUAUCUACUAGUAAUAAUCAAAGGUUAUGCAGUGCGGGGGACAUCAAUCAAAGGUCAAAACGCUUUCGCUUCAACUCCGUGCUUUGGCUAAGAUUCAUGGUGAUUUGCUUAGGCAUGAAAGAAGUUUCAAACGUGCCUCAGAUCAGAUUGUGUUUUGUGCAUUCUAUUCAUUCUUAGUUAAAGUCCAAACAAAGCUGGCUGAGCAACCUAGAGAUUAUGAUUGUGGGCUCCUCUUGUUGCCUGCAAUUAGUCAGUGGUAAAUUUCAAGUUUAGGGUAUUACCAUAGUAUGAAAAUUCAAAAUACAUGCAUUUUAACAAGGUUAGAAUUAGGUACAUGUACAACUAACAAACCCAAGUGGAAAAGCAAAAUAUAGAUGUAUCUUCCUUAAUAUGAUAAUAAUAUGGGUCAAAUAUUGUUUUUCAGAUUAUAUCUGGAUGGCUAGUUUUAUCUUCGCUUAUGUUACUUUUCUUCUUUGGAUAUAUAUACUUCCAGUAAGUGUAAAUAAUUGACUUUUUCCUAUAAAGUUGAAUAAAUAACUGAUCUCAAUAGUAGGUACAGGAUAGAGUGUAAAACCAUUUUGAGAUUGUUAAUGAAUAAGGACUCUUACAGCUGUAUGUAAAUAUGUCUUAACCUUUUUUGGUCAAGCAAAUCCAUAAACAACAAAUACAUUUGAAUACAGCCAAUAACAAAUUUUUGAUAUUGGCUGUAUUCAUAGAGAGGUGACAAUUGAUUGUGUAGUAUAAAGACAAGACACACAUUUUGUGGCACUAAACAUUAGACAUUUAAUUCGUCAAGAUAUCUUGGGCUUCCCGUUAUAUAUUAAAUACAAUAUUAAUUUUAAAGGGUCUUUCUUUCUCAGUAACAUAAAUGACACUCAAUUUUUGUCAGUGCAAGACUGUUGUGCCUUGUCACCCCCCUUGGUGAAUCUAAAGCAUUCAAAAAUAUACAGUAGUACAACUGUAUUUUUGUAUUGUUAUUUUAUUAACAGUAUUAUGCUGGUAAUUCCUUCUGUACUUAAAAGAAUUUGUGUAUUUCUUCACAGGGAGGUGCUAAAGGUGUACAAUGUACCCAUGGAUUACUUUACAUUAUCACUGAUAAUCUGGAAUUUUGGAGUAGUAGGGAUGAUUUGUAUACACUGGAAAGGUCCCCUUAGAUUACAGCAAGCUUAUCUUAUAUUAGUUAGUGCCCUGAUGGUAAGUUCAAUUCUAUUAAUUUACACCCUUUUAACUCAUCAACAAAGAUGAGUUUGGGGGGAGGUGCUCCAAAUGUUGGUGAGGCCAAGAACCGAAGCUGAGAGCAACACAUAACCAUGACAACCCUGUGAGUGGCAACCACCCGGGCACCGUCACACUGCUAACCAGUGGAACCUAGAAUACUUACCAUAUACUUUACCAAGGGGAGGGCAGGGAAGGGGGCAAAACAGACUAAUGAGAAUGAGCAACAAAAACAUAUGGGCUGACCUCAGCAGAAAAGCUGUAAAACCCAAACGCCCCUGCGAAGCUACAGAAGGCCCCCAAAAAGCACAAGUGAGAGACUGAUGGGCAGCAUUGUCUCAAGUUUAACUUGGCCUAAAUUUCAUCUAGAUGAAGUUAAAUAAAUAUUUAUUUAACACAGUUAACAACAAGGAGCGCGGGCCUGGUCAGUGGUCAGUCGCUUGGCUAAAGCAAGUGCGGUCAGCCUUGCUUGUAUCACCUCCAUGUGCUCAGUGCAGGGUUUUCCUGGCUGUCAUUCUCUUCGUUUAGCCUUUGGAUCAUUCUUUUACCCCCAUCCCUCCCCCUCCUUUUUUCUUCCACUGUUAAUCAGUGUGACAGGUACCUGGUUCCAUUGGUGUGGGGGCUUGUGGCUGGAGGGCGUGGGUUUGCCAGCGAUGGGGGCAUACCUCUGUCCAGUGGCUGACUGUACCAAAAUUGGAAGCCCCUGGACAUCCUGGGCACCCACCUCCACUAAGUGACGCAGUUGUUAACUUGGCCUAAAUUUCAUCUAGCCACAUUUAGAUUUUGGGUCCUCCCCCUCCUAAAGGUCCAUUGUAAAGAGUGGCAGUGUACCCUACCCCUGCUUUUUAUGACCUUCCAUGAUACAGGUACGGAUGUUGCUAAGGAAAAGCUAAGCAGGCUUUGUUACUCAAUUGCACGUACAAAAUUACUCCAUGCAUUCAUUUGCCAGAGUAACUUCAGCCAGUGGUAAGGUCUUUUUCAGCCAGUGAAAUUAGCCAGGAGUUGGCUCUUAGCGACAUCCCUGUAAAAGUAUUCAUAUUGUUUGUGUUUGCAUUUGAUCUGUUUGAAAGUUUCUUAGAAACUUUAACUGGCUUAAAAUCAAUACCCCCCAGUUGUCUAAUUAGCAAUGACCAUUACUUUGGUAUUGAAAUUGAAUGAGUUCGUGGAAAGAAGCUCUAAGUGAUCUGAUAAACUGCCAGAUUCUCCUUCUACACUGCCUUGCUUUUACUUGUGAGAGAAAAGGAGAAUUUGACGUAAGGUCAACAUUCACUCUAGUGCCUUUCAUACAGCCCUUCAAAUGCAAGGUUGAAAGCAAAACGAGUGUAUGUAACAAUUUGGCUUGAUACUAAGAAACUUCACUUAUGAACUUGAAUUGCUACUGGUGAGGUACACUUCAAGAAACAGUGUGCACUGCCAUUUUGUUGGUUUUCACUAGCAACGGAGUUUGAGUCAAAAUCGCAAGUGAAGUUGUAAGAGCACUUAUGUGACCUUGUGAAAAAAAUCGUCGUAAGCAGUCAUAAGCAUGAUGAAAUCAGUCAGAAGAAUCAGAACAUGUCCAUUUUCUUCCAAUUCCACUUAUGCCUCUGUUGUUUACAAUCUAGUGAAAACCAGAUUGUCAGUUUGGGAAGCCAAAGGGGAAGGAUAAACCAAUCACAAUGCACAUUCCCAUACUUUGUGAUUGGUUUAGUUCUUCUGCUUCUGCUUGCGACUUCAACAACCUAGUUUUCACGUGAUUGUAAGCCUCUAGUUUUCAAGGUAGAUCAAAUUAAACUAUGAGCCGUGAUUAGCUUAGCUUAGUUCACCUCAGAGGAUUGAGUUGUGUCCUUCCCAAGAGUCAACGAGCACUUGUAAAGUUCUUCAAUCAGUGUGUGCCUGGUUGGUUUUCCCACUUACAGUGUUACAUGUACUAAAUACUGAAUAAUGCAUACACUUUAAAUUCAUUGCUUUUUUAAAAACUGUGUUCCAAAGUUUUAGCUCUUAGCUCAUAUUUUUUAUGUGACUGACUUCAACCACCAUACAGCCAUAGUAUUUUAUAAUCAAUGGAGGGUCAAUGCAGGGUGCUAGGGUUUUCAUUAAUAGAAAGGUAAAACAUCACAUUUACACAAAUGGCAAACCGCAGAGAUGAUCACACAGUUAGUGGUAUGGUAAAAAGUACUGAUGAAUCUGACAUCAAUAAAAUUAAUUUUUCACCUUUUUUUUGUUGAAUGCUACAACACUUGGUAUAAAACCCCGUCUUAAAGAUGUUUUUUCUAACCCUACAGGCUCUGGUGUUUAUCAAAUUCUUGCCAGAUUGGACAACCUGGGCAAUUUUAGCAGCUAUUUCACUUUAUGGUAAGUAUCAGAAGGCUGCAGACUCGAUGUCUGUAUUUUAUUCUGCCACUGUCUUUUAAACUUCUUUUAGACUCCAGAAUCAAAUUUUUGGGUCAGAAAAUAUUCAAAAUGGUUUCUCCCUUCCUUUAUUUUUUUACUUAACAUCAGGUGUUUGACUUCCUUUUUUUUUUUACUUAACAUCAGGUGUUUGAAUUUGAUUGUGUUACAGAUUUGUGUGCUGUCCUCUGCCCCAAAGGACCCUUGAAGAUCCUUGUUCAAACCGCCCAAGAACGAGAUGAGCCAUUGUUUCCAUCUCUUAUUUAUUCUUGUAAGCUCACUUAUUUAAUGUCUCUGUUGGUUGAAAAACAAAUAAACAAAAAACAUCCUGUAAUAAUUUUCAAUUCCAUACCUAAAUGAUAUUUACAGUGAAAUUUGUUGUAUUGUGCUGCGUGUAUUGCAAACUUCGAAGGGAUUUUGGGUUUUUCUGUUCCGUCAAUCAUUUUAGUGAAGGUGGGGUUAAAGCUAAUCUUAAUGUAAUGUCCUCGCCCAGCUUGGCUGAUAAUGACUCUAGACUGCUCAAGAAUAGCGAAGGAAAUUGCGAUGGUGAGUGGAUUUUUUGUUGAAGGAAGGAGGCAGACGUUGCUUUAUUCUUGCAAGUGGCAAGAAUAAGAAAGAUCAGAAAAAACUGUGAAGCAAACUUAUCUAGUCAAUUAUUGCUCAAAACAGGACGAUCGCAAAGCAACGAAUCUUGAAACACGAAACAAACAAAUGGAUCGAAAUCCACGAAUCACAAGUCAUGACCUUUUGAACUCGUGCAAGUAAACAUGUGUUUCCUAAGAGGUCUGCUAAGAUGAUUGACAGAACAGAAAAACCCAAAAUUCCUUUGAAGUUUGCAAAACCAACACCGCUAUACAACGAAUUUCGCUAUAAGCAUUCUGUAUUCUCACAACUGCAUGUUUGUGAGAGGGCUUAAAAUAUUAAUUUAUUCUUGUGCUUAUUGUUGUUAGCCACAAUGAUGUGGACGAUUGGAAUGGCUGAUAGAGACAAUUCCAAUGACUCAAGAACAGGUCCGGGAACAAUUGGUAACACUAAUGCACUGACAGAUGAUGAGGAAGAAUUUACAGGGUCAACUGAAGGUGUUGGGCCAUCCAAUGAAGCAGCAGAGGAUGCAAUAAGGGCACUUGGUAGUAAUGAUGAGGAACAAAAUGUAGAAAAUGCACCACCAGAGAAUCAAGAGGAUGAAGAAAGUAAGGAAAAAUUUAUCCCUUGUUGUAACCAGGUUGCAUAGAAAGUCAUGUACUAGCCCAAAAGUCCUUUUGUCCAGGCCCCCCAAAUCUUUUGAUAAGUAGGUUUAACAAAAUAUUAUUAAUUAAUUACUCCAUUGGUGACCUAAUUACUGGAUUCAUUAAUUCAUUGUAAAGCUAUUAUUAAAUGAGACUUUUUUAGCAGCCUUAGGAGCCUUACUUCUGAGGUAGAUUGUGUGGAUCACACAUCUAGUCUGACAUGAAAUGUAAUGUGAUUCUUGUUUUUAAAGGCUUAAAUUUGUCAGAUCAGCUUGAAAAAUGGCUUUUAGUCCACAUGAAUCAAUAAGGAAUUUUCAGUUUGUCCUGCAGAACUUAUGUAAUUGGAAUUUACCCAACUUUUCCUUUGGACAAGUUAAGAACAGAAUUCACUAGCCCUGUUGCAAAAUCCAAUAACCCUGGGAUAUCAGACAAGACUUUCUUUGCAUACCCUGUAAUGCCUACAUUUGUACCAUGUCAUUAGGUGUACAUUUUGGUGGUUUACGUUUCAGUGUAUUGCAUUACUCUUUCCUUCACAUAAGUCCUAAUGAGUGCCUUGUUCUUUUCCGUUAUCAGAGGGUGUUAAAUUAGGCCUUGGAGACUUCAUAUUUUACAGUGUUCUUGUUGGCAAAGCAUCUUCGUACAAGGACUGGAAUACAACCAUUGCUUGCUUUGUGGCCAUCCUUAUAGUGAGUAUCAGUUGUGAAUAGGUGUAAUGUUAUUUAAAGGUCAUUGUCUAGAAAAAUGCCAUUUUUAAGUUAUUAGCGAGAAGUAGAAAUGCUCUCCUUAUAUACAUAUUUCGGGUGUCUAAGAGGUCGAAGGUCUUUUUUUUGAAAAAAGAAAAAAACACAAAAAUCACAAGCUGAUUAGCCUGGAUUUGACACGUUCAGAGCAUUAGGCUCCCUUCAAUUUUUCUCAAUGCACAGCCUUGGAAGACUUUUCAUGAGUGACCUUUCCUUUUUGACUCAGAGUUCCCCACCUCCUUUGGUUUGCUAGCAAAGAAUUUCUGUAGAAAAAUCACCCCAGUCUAGAGUUUGUCUUAACAUAUUAUUUUCUUUCCUCUUGCAGGGUCUUUGCUUAACACUUCUCCUGUUAGCUAUCUAUAAGAAAGCAUUACCUGCUUUGCCUAUAUCCAUUACUUUCGGACUUAUUUUUAACUUUGCCACAGCAGAGCUUGUCAAGCCAUUCAUGGACAGUCUCUCCAGCCAACAAGCUUUUAUUUGAACUUAGUCAUGUAGUUUCAAGAGUUGCUUUAAUGAACGUGUAUGAUAAUGUUGUAAUAUUAAUAUUGAUCGCAGAUCACAUACUUGAAAAAGGAUGUUUUUCGUUUGACCUUGAAUAAUAGUUCCUAUGUCUGUUCAUCAUUUGUUUUAUCAGUCAACGGUCAAAACAUGGACCCAGCAUUUAGCUUCCAAAGAAAAUCCUAGAAUGGAAAACAUAUUGUUUGAUUGUCUAUUCAGCUGCCUUUUUUUGCAAAUAGUUACAGUAAACUGACUUUUCAGCAAUCUUCCUUUAGCUGGGAAUGCAUAGACCUCUUUCAUAAUUCUUUCAUAUGUAUAUAAAUGAGCCUUUCUAGUCUCAUUUGAAAAUACGAAUUCUUUUAUAUUUUGCACAUGCUAACGAGGUCAGAAAGGGUUAUUGACAUACAUAUAAAAGAAUAAUAUAGGCCACCAUUAUGAAAGUGGUCUAUUGCAUUUUUGCUAAGCCAACCAAAAGCCAAGUGUGUUUGUGUCUUUUUGACAAACCAAUCAAAUUCGCAUAUUUGUUUCAAUGUUGCUUUGGUUUUGAUUGUUCCAGAUCAUUUAAAGGUCGAACAAAAAUCUCUCUUAAGCAGAAAUGGUAAUAAGUUAACUCUACCUAAUAUAGCCAAAGGCCAGCACUAAAUGUGAAUCUCAGAGAGCUGUCCUUCUUAAUUAUGGAGAGUCAAAAGAAAAUAAUGACUAAAGAAUUGGCAGGGACCAACUGUAGGUGUAUGCUAUAGGGAAAAUUAUGAUCAGAGUUCUAAUGAAGGGCCAUGACCCACAACACCAGUUGCAACUGAACUCACUUGAUGUUAUGAGCGAUUGAAGUGGAAAGCUAGAGGUGACACCAUAAUUUUUGUGUGAUGUUAGGCAUGAAUCUUCAUUUGCUAUGGCUGCUUCAAAACUUAAAGACAGCCUUGAUGAGUAACAAUGUCUUUUAUAUUUUGUAUAACAAUAUGGCAUAUACCAGAAAUGAGUAGAGUUCUACUUCCUUUUCUGCUUGUCAUGAUAAUUUUGGGUUUAUUGUUCUGCAUUGCAACUACAGUUUUAUAUUACUCUUUCUGCGGGACAAACGUGAUAACUUGCUCACAACACAAAACUUGCAAAUGCUGGUAAUGUAAACAGCCAAGUUCAGAGAAGACCCUUCAAUUUGUGUAAAAUAGCUUUGUAUAUUUUUUGUAUUAGCUGUUAAGCAGAUUGCACUACAAAAGUGAAGCUGGUAUGUAUAAAACAAUGAUAGCUGUUUGUGAGCUUGUCUCUUGCGGUGAUGCCUAUUUGUCAAGUCAGAUCAUCUCCAAUAGUAAUUAGCCGAUAAUUAUUCAUUUCUUUAUACAGGGACUACAUUUUAGCCAUGAUAUGAAAAUAAUGUAAUUUUAUUAUUCUAGAGAAAAAUCUGUACAAUCCACUUUGUUUUUCAUUAAUUUCGUUUUUCAUGGCAUUUCUGCCAGACAUGAUCACUAUUACUCUUGGAAAGUAAAAAUUAAUAUAAACCUUUUUCCCCACUAUUGCUUGAUAAUGGUCAUACAUUGAAGAUUAUUAAAAGUAUUUUUUGUCAUUAAUUUUGUCCUCCUGAGUAUAUUUAUUUCAAUACAGUAACAACCAAAGGUUAGAGAGUGCAGGUGAUAUUGAUUGAAGGAAGCUC
Molecule: messenger RNA, 11272 nt
Organism: Porites evermanni
Lineage: Eukaryota; Metazoa; Cnidaria; Anthozoa; Scleractinia; Poritidae
Source: the annotation of a GenBank genome assembly